AUGAAAAGAUUUCCAAAUUUUAAAAAAAAAUCAACUGAUUAUGGUCUUAAAUUAGAACCACAAUAUGCUUAUUUGGAUUUUGAAAUUGGUGAAGAAUUAGUCAUAAUGAUGCAAGCAUCACAGAUACGAAGUGGCAAUUAUCGUCAUAAAGCCAUGCCAUUCUCCCUUGGCAAUGAACGUUCAAGAGAAGAAAAAAACAAAACAGCUCAAAAAUGUAUACCAUUUAUUUCAACUUGGUGCAAUAGAUUUACAACAAUAUACAGUAUAACGAUUCUAUCGUCUUUCGUUGGUGAAUCAGCAAGAAAAGAGAAAAAGAAAAAAGAUGGUAUUCAUAAUACUGCAACUCAUAAUAAUAUUGUCGAUGAUAAUGACAUUUAA
Rotaria sp. Silwood1 is the source of this 378-nucleotide messenger RNA. Lineage: Eukaryota; Metazoa; Rotifera; Eurotatoria; Philodinida; Philodinidae. The record is from the annotation of a GenBank genome assembly.